Messenger RNA from Geosmithia morbida, 753 nucleotides. RefSeq lists its product as uncharacterized. The coding region runs from base 1 to 753 and encodes 250 amino acids. Gene Ontology annotation, biological process: removal of superoxide radicals. Gene Ontology annotation, molecular function: copper ion binding; superoxide dismutase copper chaperone activity. The transcript is spliced from 4 exons. Gene Ontology annotation, cellular component: cytoplasm. Lineage: Eukaryota; Fungi; Ascomycota; Sordariomycetes; Hypocreales; Bionectriaceae. The record is from RefSeq and is a predicted model, not a curated record.
AUGACGGUCAACCAUUCGUUCCAGACCGUCUUCGCCGUCCCCCUGUCGUGUGAGAGCUGUGUCAAGGACGUUUCAGGAGCCCUCUACAAGCUCGGCGGCGUAUCCAAGGUUGAGGCGAAUCUCGAGGAUCAACUGAUUUCUGUCCAUGGCUCUGCUGCCCCGUCGUCUAUUGUUAAGGCUAUUCAGGACACCGGACGGGAUGCUAUUCUACGCGGAUCGGGGGGCUCCAACAGCGCCGCUGUGAGCAUCCUCGAGACCUUUGUGGAUAAGCGGCAGACCAAGGAUGAGGGGACGGACCGAGAAGUGCGCGGUCUAGCGCGCAUGGUGGAAGUCGGAUCGGGUCACACGCUCGUCGACCUGACCGUCCGCGGAGUAUCACCGGGGACGUACCGGGCCACGAUCCGCGAGUACGGAGACCUGAAGGACGGCGCAGAGUCUGCCGGACCCGUCUGGCAAGGCGGUAGCAGCAGUGACGCUCCGAGGGGAAAUCUGGGUACCGUCGUAGUCGGUCAGGACGGCCGUGGCUCGGCAUUCGUCGGGCAUCCCUUCCAUAUCUGGGAGACGAUAGGACACGCCAUGGUCCUCACCAAGCAGGAGGACGGCGUCGGGGAGCUAAAGAACGACGAGGAUACCGUGGUGGGUGUCAUUGCGCGCAGUGCGGGCGUCUGGGACAACGACAAGACCGUCUGCUCUUGCACAGGUAAGACGCUCUGGGAGGAGAGGAAGGAUGAGGUGGCCAAGGGGAUGCUGUGA